This is a messenger RNA of Drosophila erecta, 2938 nucleotides long. RefSeq names its product glutamate-gated chloride channel (gene GluClalpha). The record is from RefSeq and is a predicted model, not a curated record. Gene Ontology annotation, molecular function: chloride channel activity; neurotransmitter receptor activity; transmembrane signaling receptor activity. The coding region runs from base 418 to 2043 and encodes 541 amino acids. Gene Ontology annotation, cellular component: synapse; neuron projection; membrane. Gene Ontology annotation, biological process: chemical synaptic transmission; signal transduction; chloride transmembrane transport. Lineage: Eukaryota; Metazoa; Arthropoda; Insecta; Diptera; Drosophilidae. The transcript is spliced from 12 exons.
AGAACUCGCAACUUGGGAACUGCGAGGUCCGUCAGUCAGGUGCAGACAGUUGACGUGUUCGGUUGACAGAGGCGGAAAUGUGCACUAGUUUAUUUAGCCAAAUAUAAAAAACCACUGACACACACAGAGCGCUCGAGCGAGCAGGACAGCAAGCAGCGGGCGAGCGAGUGCGAAGAUAGCCAGUCGAGAGUCGAGAUAGCCCUGUUGAUGGACACAACAGCGAUGUCAGCAGCAACUGGAUAAAUGAUAAAUAAAAUGUGUAAAGUAAAUGCGACAACUACUGGCAAAUAGCAAAUAGAGCAAGACAAACAGCAGCAGCAGCAGCAGCAACAACAAGCGCCUGUGUGUCCGUGUCCCCGUGUGUGUGUGUGUGAGAGAGAGCGAGCGCGCGCGCGUGUGUGUGUGAGUGCUUUGUACAUGUGCCAGUGUGAGUGCGUGUCACAUAUCAGCAGAAGAAAAACCAGCAGCAGCAGCAGCAGCAGCAGCAGCAGCAGCGGCGGCAGCAGUGGAAAAGCGCGCAGCCAAGUCGGAAAAUUUGUAAACCAAGUCGGCAGAGCAGAGGCACCGCGGGAGCAGCGCAGCAGCAGCGACGCCAGCAGAAGCUCGCAUCGCCCACCACAGGAGGCUGCCACGCCCCACGCCCCACGCCCCUCUCCAGGAAGCAGGACGCACGGCGCACCACACCCCACUCCCAACAUGGGCAGCGGACACUACUUCUGGGCGAUCUUAUACUUUGCCAGCCUGUGCAGUGCUUCACUAGCAAAUAAUGCCAAAAUAAAUUUCCGAGAAAAGGAGAAAAAAGUCUUAGAUCAAAUUUUAGGUGCAGGCAAAUACGACGCCCGAAUACGACCAUCUGGAAUAAAUGGCACAGAUAAUAAGGCCACCAAUGUGUCGGUGAACAUGUUCCUGCGCUCCAUAUCGAAAAUCGACGACUACAAAAUGGAGUACAGUGUGCAGUUAACCUUCCGUGAGCAGUGGACGGAUGAACGCCUCAAGUUCGACGACAUUCAGGGUCGCCUCAAAUAUCUGACCCUGACGGAGGCGAACCGCGUGUGGAUGCCCGAUCUGUUCUUCUCGAACGAGAAGGAGGGCCACUUCCACAACAUCAUCAUGCCCAAUGUGUAUAUUCGCAUCUUCCCCAACGGCUCCGUGCUUUAUAGUAUACGUAUCUCGCUGACAUUGGCCUGUCCAAUGAACCUGAAGCUGUAUCCGCUGGAUAGACAGAUCUGCUCACUGCGGAUGGCCAGCUACGGCUGGACCACCAACGACUUGGUCUUCCUGUGGAAGGAGGGCGAUCCCGUGCAGGUGGUGAAGAACUUACACCUACCUCGCUUCACGCUGGAGAAGUUUCUGACUGAUUACUGCAACAGUAAAACCAACACCGGUGAAUACAGUUGCCUCAAAGUCGAUCUACUAUUCAAGCGAGAAUUCUCAUAUUACUUAAUACAAAUUUAUAUACCAUGCUGUAUGUUGGUCAUUGUAUCAUGGGUAUCAUUCUGGCUGGAUCAAGGAGCAGUGCCGGCGCGUGUUUCACUGGGUGUCACCACCCUGCUGACCAUGGCCACCCAGACGUCGGGCAUCAACGCCUCCCUGCCGCCCGUUUCCUAUACGAAGGCCAUCGAUGUGUGGACAGGCGUGUGUCUGACGUUCGUGUUCGGGGCCCUGCUCGAGUUCGCCCUGGUGAACUAUGCAUCCCGAUCAGACAUGCAUAAGGAGAAUAUGAAAAAGAAGCGCCGCGAUCUGGAGCAGGCCAGUUUAGAUGCCGCUUCAGAUCUGCUAGAUACAGAUAGCAAUGCAACGUUCGCAAUGAAGCCGCUAGUACGCCACCCAGGCGAUCCGCUGGCCCUGGAGAAGCGGCUCCAGUGCGAGGUGCACAUGCAGGCCCCGAAGCGCCCCAACUGCUGCAAGACCUGGCUGUCCAAGUUCCCCACAAGAUCCAAGAGAAUCGAUGUUAUAUCGCGGAUCACCUUCCCGCUGGUCUUCGCCCUGUUCAACCUGGUCUACUGGAGCACAUAUCUCUUCAGGGAGGAGGAGGAUGAGUAAAUGCCGUUACCUAUUGCCAAACACCAAUUACUUUAUAGAAGGGUUGGCGCUAUUGGCCAACACGAAUGUACUAACCUAUUUCUUUCAUUCUUUUCCAUUUCGGUUGUCUUCAUUUCAUGCUUUGUGUUGCUUAUGGCUUUGUUGGCUUCAUUUCCGAUUUGGUUGAUUUCUUGACACCUUGAUUGACUCCUUGAUUGACACCUUGCUUGAAUGGUUCAAACCACUAAAGGACCUUCUAAGGCGCGUCUCUGAAAUGCGGUGGCUAUGUAGAAUCUAAUACGAAAUUAACUAAUUAUACCGAGGGAUACGUUGCCACGUGCUACAUUUAUGGUUAUGUCUCGGAACAGUGCAGAUAAGUUAAGAACGGUAUCCGGCAAGGCUCCAUGGCACUUCCACUAAACAAGUAAAAGAAAAAAAAAUGAUGAAUGACGAAUGACGAAAUUCUAGUUAAUUGUAAGUUAAAUUGAUCAAGAGUGACUGCAUAGUAGAUAAUGUUAUGAAUAAUUAUACUAUACACAAACGACACACACCGCAACACUUGUUUGACUUGAUUUGUUUUGAGGAUGCUCCAAAUUGUUACAAAUUGAUGAAUUAUUUUAGCUGGUUAUCGACGACGAUAAUCAGGUCUUGUUCCGGACUCUAGCUUAGUUCUAAACAAAAUUGCAAUUGAUUUGUACUUAAAUGCGUUAAGUUAGUUAAGCCGCAAACAGCGAGAGGAGGUCGUAGAAAAUUCGACUUUUGUAAAUAUGUCAUACAAUAAGUUUUAAGCGAACUAGUUUAUAUGAAUUCUAAUUGUAAAAAUCGUGUAGAUACAUUUAAGUUUAGUCGAUAAACAAACCACUAACCGAAGCGAGAUACCUAGGUAAAAUCAAUUUAAUUAUGUUCACCAUCGAAG